AUGUCGGAUCACGUCGAGGAUUAUGAGGAAGACAACUCCUAUGCAGGAGAGACCAACUCAAGCUUGAAAGAUCAAGUUCCUGUCCAAGGAGACAAUGAGGAAAUUGAAGACCCCAUUGAUUCUUCAUACUCCAACUCUGAUCAGCAGCUCGCGGCGGACGAGAAUGAGGCGGUAGACAAGUCCAACAUUUUGAAGGGAGAUCGCCUUCGCCAUGCCAAACCUCAGACUUCGAACAAGUAUAACGAAGGACCAGACGAGGAUGAUUUGCCAGCCGGAGCUUAUUGA
This is a messenger RNA of Penicillium pulvis, 285 nucleotides long. RefSeq lists its product as uncharacterized. The transcript is spliced from 2 exons. NCBI's taxonomy places the organism in Eukaryota, Fungi, Ascomycota, Eurotiomycetes, Eurotiales, Aspergillaceae. Bases 1 to 285 code for a protein of 94 amino acids. The record is from RefSeq and is a predicted model, not a curated record.